CUUUUAAUUUCCUCUAAAUUUUAUUCAUUCCCAGCACACACACACACACACACUCUCUCUCUCUCCUUGUUCUCUCUCAUGCAGCCUUGUAAUGAAAGCAGUGCAUGAGGGUUAGAUUGAUUCUUGAAGAUUGAUGUUUGUUAUCAAAAACCCAAUUGAAGUUUCAUGUUUAAGUUUCCACCUUUGGCUCUGAGUUCAUCAAGAUCUGUUUUUUAUGCCUCAACUCACCAGUUCUAACCGUUUGAUUCAGAGGUGAGAUGGACAUAGCAUCUAUAAAAUGUCUGAUCAACAGUAUAUCUCGAUUUGUUCACCUAGUUUCAAGCCAAACAUCGAAACAUAUUCCUAUUCAGAAGGAUUACAGAACCAUAGUUGAUGUACUAAAGCUUUUGAAGUCAUUGCUUGAUGAAGUAGUUGACUUUAAAAUACCGUCAGAUGACAUUCUAUAUAAAGAGUGUGAUGAAUUGGAUAUGGCUGUAAAUGGAGCUAGAGAAUUCAUGGAAAAAUGGUCUCCAAAGUCGAGCAAAAUUUUAAGUGCUUGGUGGGGUGAACCAUUGUUGAUAACAAUCCAAAGCUCAUCACUAAAGAUUUGCGGCAUAUUACCUAGACUGUUGCAGUCAUCUUCAUCUGGCUCAAUCUUAGCAGGUCUUCAGCACUGUAUGCAGGAAAUUCAAUCUUUGAAGCUGGAAAGAGUAUCAGAAUACUUAGAAGAGGCUCUGAAAAGUCCAAGAAAAGACGUCAUGCCUUCCACCAAACUUCUUAUGAAAAUUAUCGAAUUGCUUAAUCUGACUUCAAACCAAGAACUGCUGAAAGAAAGCAUUGCUGUAGAAAAGGAAAGGAUGAAUGUCGAAGUCAGCGAUGUUAGAGGGGAAUUAGAUCAAAUUAACCAAAUUGUGGUUCUCGUCUCCCAUAUUCGUGAAUUCAUGGUCAAAAUUGAGCACCUUGAAACUGCAUCUGGCGUCCCAAUCCCUUCGUACUUCCGCUGCCCUUUGUCUUCAGAACUAAUGCUGGACCCUGUGAUCGUAGCUUCAGGUCAAACCUAUGAGAGAUCUUCCAUCCAAAAAUGGAUUGAUCAUGGGCUAACUCUCUGCCCAAAGACCCGACAGAGGCUUUCCCAUACAAAUCUCCUUCCCAAUUAUACUGUCAAAGCUAUGAUAGAAAGCUGGUGUCAGGAAAAUGAUAUAAAACUUACGGCGAACUCUGACGGCUCUAAUGCUAUCUUGGUCCCAUCUCCAUCAGAUGCAGAUUCAAUUCACACGGAUAGUUUGUAUUGCUCUACACACAGUAGCAAUUCGACAUCGAGGUCCUCUCUUGAAGUUGGAAACGUAUUUGAGAAACAAAAGAAAGAUGUCUCUCCUAGGUUAGGUGGACAAAAGUCCAAUGAAUGCGAUAGCAACAAGAAAGGCCACUCAUCACCAAAACAGUCAUAUAGUCAUUGCAGGAGUGAAUCAGCCACUAGUGCUGCUUCCAGUAUUGAUUAUGCACUGCCAGCAUCCAUUAAGGUGUCGGGGAUAUCUAAUAAGCAUGAAAAUGUUCGUAGGUUGUCUGGAGAAAUCUCAUCUGCGCAUGAAGUUGCUUCUUCUCCAGAUAAAGAAACAACAAUACCCCCCGGGUUAUCAGGAAAAUUAUCUCACAUUUCCAAGGCAAAAGCAGAAGGGGCAUGGACUGACAGCCCCAGUUAUCCCAACAGACAGCUGCUUCCAUUUUCUAGUUCAGGAUCUGACGAGUUGACGACAGCAUCCCGUGUCAGGAAAUUAAUUGAAGACCUCCAGAGCCAGUCCAAUGAAGUGCAAACUAUGGCGGCAGAAGAGUUGCGGCUUCUUGGGAAGCGCAAUACGGAGAAUCGAACUAUUAUAGGUCAGUGUGGUGCUAUCUCGUCGUUACUUUCACUUCUAUAUUCAGGAGUGAUGAUAACACAAGAGCAUGCUGUGACAGCUCUUUUGAAUUUAUCAAUUAAUGAAGACAACAAAGCAAUGAUUGCAGAAGCAGGGGCAAUUGAUCCCCUAAUCCAUGUUCUAAAAACAGGAAGUGACGGAGCCAAAGAAAAUUCUGCUGCAGCUUUGUUCAGCCUCUCUGUAUUGGAUGAAUACAAGGCAAAAAUUGGUCGGUCUGGUGCAGUCAAGGCCUUGGUUGAUCUUCUAGCCUCAGGGACUCUUAGAGGGAAGAAAGAUGCUGCUACUGCAUUGUUCAAUCUGUCAAUUUUUCACGAAAAUAAAGCUCGCCUAGUUCAAGCUGGGGCUGUGAAGCAUCUUAUUGAUUUGAUGGACCCUGAUACUGGGAUGGUUGACAAGGCCGUUGCUCUCCUAGCAAAUUUGUCCACCAUUGCGGAGGGGCGCGUAGCAAUUGCACGGGAAGGGGGCAUUCCAUUACUAGUUGAGAUUGUUGAAUCAGGUUCCCAGAGAGGAAAGGAAAAUGCCGCCUCCAUACUGUUGCAAUUGUGCCUUCAUAGUCCAAAGUUUUGUACUCUUGUUCUUCAGGAAGGAGCUGUCCCUCCCCUGGUUGCCUUAUCUCAGUCUGGCACACCAAGAGCAAAGGAAAAGGCACAGCAGCUUCUCAGUCACUUCAGGAAUCAGCGAGAAGGGGCAAUGGGAAAGGGAAAAUAAAGACAUUUACCUGUUGCUGAUUUUUUCUAAAUUUAGCCCCCAUAACAUUUUCUCCCUCAAGAUAUUUCUUUAGGGAUAUUUUUUUAUAUAUAUAUUCUUUAAUUUAUUUUAGCUUCAGAGAAGUCCAAGCAUUUUUCUUCCCUUUUUCUGAUUAGUGGUCAUGGAAAUAUUGCGAAGUACACGCAGGAACCGGAUCAGCAGCGUACAAUGUCUAAACUUUUCCCUUUUUUCUCCUCCUUCCCGUUGAGCUUGGGAAGGCGGAAUUUAUGUGAUAGGUAGGUAGGUUUCUUUGCUCUUAGUUCUCCUGGGAACUUAGCUUUUGCUUGAGUGUUUGAAGCAUGUAGUGUGACUCAAUUUUUUUUGUCUUCUGAUUGAUUCUGUUGGUUCUGAAUCACUGUUGUAUAUAAACUUGUACAUAACGCUAUAGACUUCUGCAAUUUGCAAUAAUAUGAUCAGAAUGUUCGCUAUUUGUGCAA
Messenger RNA from Malus domestica (apple), 3076 nucleotides. RefSeq names its product U-box domain-containing protein 3-like. Gene Ontology annotation, molecular function: ubiquitin-protein transferase activity; protein binding. Gene Ontology annotation, biological process: protein ubiquitination. NCBI's taxonomy places the organism in Eukaryota, Viridiplantae, Streptophyta, Magnoliopsida, Rosales, Rosaceae. The record is from RefSeq and is a predicted model, not a curated record.